Messenger RNA from Blepharisma stoltei, 630 nucleotides. NCBI's taxonomy places the organism in Eukaryota, Ciliophora, Heterotrichea, Heterotrichida, Blepharismidae. The record is from the annotation of a GenBank genome assembly.
AUGUGUCUUCUUCCUGAUAAAUCUAUAUUUUGUUAUGGCAAUUAUCCUGGAGAAGGAACAGCAUUUAUAUUGUAUCCAAAUAGCACUGUUAAACAGCUUUCAGAUGGAGAUCCGUCAGGAGGUAUGGAUGCUGUGCAUCAUGAUGGCUUUAUUUACUUAUUUGGAGGAUGAAAUGCUGCAGGUAAUUUAUCGAAUCAAGCAGCAAAAUAUGAAUUAUCAGCUGAUAAGUGGUAUAAAAUUCGCCCUCUGAAGGAAAAUCUAAGUCCCGUUUCAUGUAUUGCAGGCAAUUAUGGAAUCGCAUUUGUUGGGUAUCAAAGUAGCGAACUAUAUUCAUAUAAUCAUAAACAAGAUAUUUAUAAUGAAAUCUAUCGCAACUUUGCAGCUAAUACUUAUAAACUUUUGCUUCAGGCAGAAAAUCGAAUAUUUUUAAUCGAGUCCGAAAAAAAUAUAUAUGAAAGUGAGCCAAAUCAACUAAGCAAUUGGAAAACUAUAGGAUCAUCGAAGAUUAGUUAUGGUUACAGAGUAGCAUACCAAGUUUAUUUCAAUCAAAGUUGCUAUUUCAUGGACUGGGAAUAUAAAAUAUAUAAAUUUAAUAUGAAGAGCUUACAAUUAAUGAUGACUCAGGUAUAG